Populus euphratica (Euphrates poplar) is the source of this 5457-nucleotide messenger RNA. The record is from the annotation of a RefSeq genome assembly. Lineage: Eukaryota; Viridiplantae; Streptophyta; Magnoliopsida; Malpighiales; Salicaceae.
AUGAUUUUGAAAUCUUUUAUACUAGGUAAUCUAGUAUCCUUAUGCAUGAAGAUAAUCAAUUCGGUCGUUGUGGUCGGACUCUAUUAUGGAUUUCUGACCACAUUCUCCAUGGGACCCUCUUAUCUCUUCCUUCUCCGAGCUCGGGUUAUAGAAGAAGGAGAAGAAGGAACCGAGAAGAAGGUAUCAGCAACAACAGGUUUUAUUACGGGGCAGCUCAUGAUGUUCAUAUCGAUCUAUUAUGCGCCUCUGCAUCUAGCAUUGGGUAGACCUCAUACAAUAACUGUCCUAGCUCUACCGUAUCUUUUGUUUCAUUUCUUCUGGAACAAUCACAAACACUUUUUUGAUUAUGGAUCUACUACCAGAAAUUCAAUGCGUAAUCUUAGCAUUCAAUGUGUAUUCCUGAAUAAUCUCAUUUUUCAAUUAUUCAACCAUUUCAUUUUACCAAGUUCAAUGUUAGUCAGAUUAGUCAACAUUUAUAUGUUUCGAUGCAACAACAAGAUGUUAUUUGUAACAAGUAGUUUUGUUGGUUGGUUAAUUGGUCACAUUUUAUUCAUGAAAUGGGUUGGAUUGAUAUUAGUCUGGAUACAGCAAAAUAAUUCUCUUAGAUCGAAUAAGUACAUUCGAUCUAAUAAGUACCUUGUGUCAGAAUUGAGAAAUUCUAUGGCUCGAAUCUUUAGUAUUCUCUUAUUUAUUACCUGUGUCUACUCUUUAGGCAGAAUACCGUCACCCAUUUUUACUAAGAAACUGAAAGAAACCUCAGAAACGGAAGAAAGGGAGGAAGAAACAGAUGUAGAAAUAGAAACAACUCCCGAAACGAAGGGGACUAAACAGGAACAAGAGGGAUCCACCGAAGAAGAUCCUUCUUCUUCCCUCUUUUCAGAAGAAAAGGAGAAUCCUGACAAAAUCGACGAAACGGAAGAGAUCCGAGUGAAUGGAAAGGAAAAAACAAAGGAUGAAUUCCAUUUUCACUUUAAAGAGACAUGCUAUAAAAAUAGACCUGUUUAUGAAACUUUUUAUUUAGAUGGGAAUCAAGAAAAUUCGAAGUUAGAAAUCUUUUUAGAUAAAAAAGAUAAAGAUCUCGUAUGGUUUGAAAAACCUCGUGUAACUAUUCUUUUCGACUAUAAACGCUGGAAUCGUCCAUUUCGAUAUAUAAAAAACGAUCAAUUUAAGAAUGCUGUAAGAAAGGAAAUGUCACAAUAUUUUUUUUCUACAUGUCGAAGUGAUGGAAAAGAAAGAAUAUCCUUUACGUAUCCACCCAGUUUGUCAACUUUUUUGGAAAUGAUACAAAGAAAGAUGUCUCUGUUCACAACAGAAAAACUCUCCUCUGAUGAAUUGUAUAAUCAUUGGAAUUAUAACAAUGAACAAAAAAAGAAAAACCUAAGUAACGAGUUUAUAAAUAGAGUAGAAGUUCUAGAUAAGGGGUUUCGUGUUCUGAAUAUACUCGAAAAAAAGACUAGAUUGUGUAAUGAUGAAACUAAAAAAGAAUACUUACCUAAAAUAUAUGAUCCUUUUUUGAGUGGGCUCUAUCGUGGAAAAGUCAAUUUUUUUUUUUCACCCUCAAUCAUAAAUGAAAUUUCCAUAAAAAAUUACAUAGAGAUGCUUUGGAUAAAUAAAAUUUAUCUUAUCCUUCUUAUUUCUAAUUAUCAAGAAUUUGAACCAAAAAUGGAGGAUCGAAUAAGAAUUUUAAAAUUUUUAUUUGAUGCAAUUAUAGUGGAUUCCAAGAAUAAAAAAAUUGUAAAAAAAUCUACAGAAAUAAAAAAAGAAAUAAGUAAACAAAUUCCUCGAUGGUCAUACAAAUUAAUCGACGAUUUGGAACAACAAGAGGGUGAAAAUGAAGAGAACGCGGCAGAGGAUCAUGAGAUUCGUUCACGAAAAGCCAAACGUGUAGUAAUUUUUACUGAUAAUCAAGAGAAUCCUGAUUCUAAUACUUAUAAUAAUUCCAAAACUAAAGAUACAACUAAUUUUGAUCAAACAGGCGAAGUGGCUUUGAUACGUUAUUCACAACAAUCGGACUUUCGUCGAGAUAUAAUAAAGGGCUCCAUGCGAACACAAAGGCGUAAAAUAGCUAUUUUGAAACUGUUUCAAGCAAAUUUGCAUUCUCCCCUUUUUUUAGACAGAAUAGACAAAUUUCUUUUUUUUGCUUUUGAUACUUCUGAGCUGAUGAAAAUAAUGUUUAUAAAUUGGAUGUGUAAAAACGCAGAAUUCACAAUUUCAGAUUCUACUAAUACAGAAGAAAAAACAAAAGAAAGUGACAAAAAAGAAAAAGAAGAGAUCAAAAACAGACGAGAAGAAGACAAAAGAGAAGAAAAAGUCCGUAUAGAAAUAGCCGAAACCUGGGAUAGCAUUAUUUUUGCUCAAGCAAUAAGAGGUUGUGUUUUAGUAAUUCAAUCGAUUCUUCGAAAAUAUAUUCUAUUGCCUUCAUUAAUAAUAGCUAAAAAUAUCAUUCGUAUGCUAUUAUUUCAAAUUCCUGAAUGGUCCGAGGAUUUAAAGGAUUGGAAUAGAGAAAUGCAUGUUAAAUGCACCUAUAAUGGAGUUCAAUUAUCAGAAACAGAAUUUCCGAAAAACUGGUUAACAGACGGUAUUCAAAUAAAGAUCCUAUUUCCUUUUCGACUACAACCUUGGCACAGAUCUAAGUUUAAAUUCCUUUCUAAAGAUCCAAUAAAAAAGAAAAGACAAAAAAAUGAUUUUUGUUUUUUAACAGUUUGGGGAAUGGAAGCUGAACUUCCUUUUGGUUCUCCCCGAAAAGAGCUUUCACUUUUUGAACCUAUUUUUAAAAAACUAAAAAAAAAAAUUAGAAAGUUGAAAAAAAAUGGUUUUCUAACUCUAACAAUUUUAAAAGAAAAAAGAAAACUAUUUCUACAUUUACCGAAAGAAACAAAAAACUGGUUCAUCAAAGGUAUUCUAUUUCUAAAAGAAAUAAUAAAUAAAUUUUCAAAAUCAAAAAGAAAUCCAAUUCUAUUAUUUGGAUUUAGAGAAGUAUAUGAAUUAAAUGAAACUAAAAACGAAAAAAAUUCACCAAUCAAUAAUCGGACUAUUCAUAAAUUUUCCACUUCAAUUCGAUCUAUGGAUUGGAUAAACUAUUCACUGACAGAAAAAAAAAUGAAAGAUCUGAAUGCCAGAACAAAGACAAUAAGAAAUCAAAUAGAAAAAAUUACAAAAGAAAAGAAAAAACGAUUUCUAAUCUCAGAAAGAAAUAUUAGUCCUAACAAACUAAGUUAUAAUGCUAAAAGAUUCAAAUUAAAAUCAUCAAAAAAUAUUUUACAGAUAUUAAAAAGAAACAAUGCUCAAUUAGUCCGUAAAUCAUAUUUUUUUAUCAAAAUUUUGAUUGAAAAGAUAUAUAUAGAUAUCCUUCUAGCUAUCAUUAAUAUUCCGAGGAUCAAUGUACAGUUUUUUCUUGAAUCACCAAGAAAAAUGAUUAAUAAAUACAUUUAUAUGUAUAAUAAAAAAGAAAAUAACAAAAGAAUUGAUAAAACAAAUCAAAAUACACUAAUUCACUUUAUCUCGAUUAUAAAAAAGGCAUUAAAUUAUAGUAAUUUUAAUAAGAACUCGAAGAUUUUUUAUAACAUAACCUCCUUGUCACAAGCAUAUGUAUUUUACAAAUUAUCACAAGUCCAAGUUAUUAACCUAUAUAAGUUAAGAUCUGUCCUUCAAUAUCAUGGAGCAUCUCUUUUUCUUAAGAAUGAAAUAAAAGAUUAUUUUGGAGUCCAAGGAAGAUUUCAGUUCAAAUUAAAAGAUACAAAUUUUAGAAAUUCUGUAAUGAAUGAAUGGAAAAACUGGGUAAGAAGUAAUUAUCAAUAUAAAUACGAUUUAUCUCAGAUCAGAUGGUCUAGCUUAAUAUCGCAAAAAUGGCGAAAUAGAAUGAAUCAACAGCAUAUAAUCCAAAAUAAAGAUUUAAAUAAAUGGAAUUUAUAUGACAAAGACCAAUUAAUUCAUUAUGAAAAACAAAAUAAUUUUGAAGUGGAUUCAUUAUCGAACCAAAAAGAUAAUUUUAAAAAAUACUAUAGAUAUAAUAUUUUAUUAUAUAAAUCCAUUAAUUAUGAAGAUAAAAAAGACUCAUCUAUUUAUGAAUUACCAUUCCAUAAUAAGCAAGAGCUUUUUUAUAAUUACAAAAUAGAUAAAAGCAAAUUAUUUGAUAUGUCGGGAGGUAUCCCUGUCAAUAAGCAUCUAGCAGAAGAUGAUAUUAUCGAUAUGGAAAAAAGCUCGCAUAGAAAAUAUUUGGAUUGGAGAAUUCUCCAUUUUGGUCUUAGAAAGAAAGUCGAUAUUGAAUCCUGGAUCGAUACCGGAACCAAACAAAAAAAAAACCUUUUUGAUUGGAUGGGAAUGAAUGAAGAAAUACUAGAUCGUCCCACAUCAAAUUUAGAAUUUUGGUUCUUUCCAAAAUUUGUGAUACUUUGCAACGCAUAUAAGAUAAAAUCAUGGGUGAUACCAAUCAAAUUACUUUUUUUAAAUUUUAAUGGAACUAAAAAUGUUAGUGAAAAUAAAAAAAUCAACAAAAAGAAAAAUAACGAUCCUUUUAUAUCUAUAUCAUCGAAUGAAACAAAAUCCAUUCAAUUAAAGAAUCAAAAUCAUGAAGAAAAAGAGUCUGAGGAUCAAGUAGAUCUUGAAUCAGUUCUAGUAAACCAAGAAAAAGAUGUUGAAGAAGAUUAUGUAAGAUCAGACAGGAAAGAGCGUAGAAAGAAAAAGCAAUACAAAAGUAAUACGGAAGCAGAACUUGAUUUCUUGCUAAAAAGGUAUUUAUGCUUUCAAUUAAGAUGGGAUGAUUCUUUAAAUCAAAAAAUAAUCAAUAAUAUAAAAAUAUAUUGUCUCCUGCUUAGAUUGACAAAUCCACGAGAAAUUAUUAUAUCCUCUAUUCAAAGGGGAGAACUGAGUCUAGAUAUUCUAAUGAUUCAGAAAGAUUUAACUCUUACAGAAUUGAUGAAAAAGGGAAUAUUGAUUAUCGAAUCAACUCGUCUGUCGGUAAAAAAUGAUGGAAAAUUUAUUAUGUAUCAAACCAUAAAUAUUUUAUUGGUUCAUAAGAGAAAACAACAAAUUUAUCAAAGAUACAGAAAAAAAAACUAUAUUGAUAAAAAGAAUUUUACCGAAUCUAUUGUAAUAAAUCAAAGUUUAACUAGAAAUAAAGACAAAAAUAAUUAUGAUUUACUUGUUCCCGAAAAUCUUUUAUCCUCUAAACAUCGUAGAGAAUUGAGAAUUCUAAUUUCUUUCAAUUCAAAAAAUGGAAAUGAUAUAAAUACAGAAAUUCUCAAUAAUAAUAACAUAAAAAACCACGCUCACAUUAUAGAUAAAAGCAAACGUUUUGAUAGAGAUAAAAAUAAACUAAUUAAAUUAAAACUUUUUCUUUGGCCCAAUUAUCGAUUAGAAGAUUUAGCUUGUAUAAAUCGCUAUUGGUUUGAUACCAAUAAUGCUAGUCGGUUUAGUAUGAUAAGGAUACAUAUAUGUCCACGAUUAAAAAUUCGGUAA